CUGAGUCUUUGGAGUUUGUGGGCUUUUGCCUUUCUUUAUUAACCCAGCAUGUAGUUAACAGUUGCACAACUACUGGCAUGCAGAUACCAAAGAGGCACUUGAUGUAACUUGCUUAUGGAAGAGCGAACAAAGAUUUCGAAUGAGGAGAGAGCACGUUUAGCCAUUGGAACCACGGACGUGUCCACAAAUCAAGGCCAUUGAGCUGAUACAAGACAGAUAACAAGGCGUUGUCAUCACAAGAGGCUUGUCAAUAUGAAAGGAAAUAAGCUCAGCUCCCCAAACUCUUCCUGCGAAGGUACCAAAGUGGGGCCCAAAAAAAUGCAGAAGAGAUUUCUCCACAAAGAUGGCAGCUGCAAUGUGUAUUUCAAACACAUCUUUGGAGAAUGGGAGAGCUACGUGGCGGAUAUUUUCACCACGCUGGUGGACAUCAAAUGGCGUCACAUGUUUGUGAUAUUCUCCUUAUCUUACAUUCUUUCUUGGCUGUUCUUCGGCUUAGUCUUUUGGCUUAUUGCAAUCCAACAUGGAGAUUUAGUACACGAUGAAGAAAUAACCCCUUGUGUUGCUAAGGUGCACAGCUUCACGGGAGCAUUCUUAUUCUCUCUGGAAACCCAAACGACCAUAGGUUAUGGUUUUCGUUGUGUCACUGAGGAGUGCUCUGUCGCCAUCAUCAUGGUGAUCCUACAGUCAGUAUUAAGCUGUGUUAUUGAUACAUUCAUCAUUGGAGCUGCCUUGGCUAAAAUGGCCACAGCUCGAAAGAGAGCUCAGACUAUCCGCUUCAGCUACUAUGCCACGGUAGGCCUAAGAGAUGAUAAACUUUGCCUCAUGUGGCGCAUUGGGGAUUUCCGGCCAAAUCACAUGGUUGAAGGCAUAGUAAGAGCACAGCUUCUGCGCUAUUUGGAAGAUAAGGAAGGAAGAAUGACAAUGGAAUACAAGGAUUUAAAGUUACAAAAUGAUCAGAUCAUACUUGUCACACCUGUGACCAUCGUACAUGAAAUUGUCCAGGACAGCCCUUUGUACGGUCUAGAUCGGAAAGCUUUGGCCAAAGACAGUUUUGAAAUCUUGGUUACAUUUGUCUACACUGGAGAUUCAACUGGAACUUCCCAUCAGUCGAGAAGUUCAUAUGUCCCCCGAGAAAUCCUUUGGGGACACAGGUUUAAUGAUGUCUUGGAGGUGAGGAAAAAAUACUACAAUGUGGAUUGCCUACAGUUUGAGGAAACCACGGAAGUGUAUGCUCCCUAUUGCAGUGCAAAGCAACUGGAUUGGAAAGAACAUGAAUGGAACACAACUGAGAAAAGAGUGGACAGAGGAACAAAUACAUCAACCCUGGAGGUCAGAGAUACAUCAUUUAAGGAAGUUGCCCUCAUCAGCAGUUCUGAAGAUCCAGAUCUUAUGAAAGCUUUCGACCAAGAUUCUAGGGAACUGCCUUAUUAGAAAGAUCUGCCGACCUUAAGUAGAAUUUCAGCCAACUCCAAGAUCUAGUUAGUUAUUGCAAAUAAAAUUACUGCCCCUCCUGUUCCCUAAGCAGUCUGUAAAAUAUAAGCAGUGUUAAACCCUAUACACACAAGUAUUUAUAUAAUACAUCUAAUUCUAGUAUAUACUCAUCCAAUCAGAGAAUGAAAACAACAUAAUGUACUCCCAUAGAUAGUCUUUAAGGUGCUGCUAUGAGUAUUCAUUGUUUUUUAAGUUCUAAUAAAACAUGUAGAUGGUAUCAUGAGCUUUGAUGGGUACAACCCACUUCUUCAGAUGAAUGGAGUAUUAAAAGUCCAGUUCCAAAAUAAAAAGGGGAAGAAGAAAAGGAAAAAAUAGUGAAUUAGAGUGAUCAUGUUACAUGACGCUGAUAAAGAAGGUGCAAAUUGUUCUUAAGUGCCCAUUGUUUGGUUGGUUAACCCCUUAGGUAGUUUUUUCAAAGCUUCCCAAUUUAUUUGGAUGGCUGAUUCCCAUAAUCUCACUGUGGCUUUGGAAAUCACAAACAAUUUCUCCACUCAAAAUCUGAACCCCAUAUUGCAUUUCAAAUUUCAAAAUUUAAGAUGAAAUUUUUUUUCAGCAAAGAUUUUUUUGAACAUUUUGAGGAAAUUUGGUUACUUUGAAAUCAGCAUGUACAGAAGUCGAAACUUUUGAUUUGAAUUUUUGAAGAAAAAUUCAUAACAAGGCAGUGAGAACAGAUCUGUGAAAUGUACAUAGUGUUGAACUCUGAGAAGUUUCUUUGCGCGAUGCAAGAAGUGAAACAAACCCAAGUCUUGUAAUAUCAACCUGCCUUGUUAUUGUUAUUUGUCCCACCUUUAUCUGAUCACUUUGGGAUUUCAGAUCCUAUUCUGAAUGCUUAAUAUAGAUUCUCUUGUUAAUCUGGUUUUCACAACUGUCUGCCUGUAAUCUUUGUGUUAUCUAUGGGCACACGUGCUACAAUUAAUACAGUUCCUUGCAGUUCGAACAAAAAAUGGUGUCCCUGGAAAGAGACAGAACAAGAGGGCUUUUUAAAAAGAGUUUCAUUGUAUAAAAGUUCAUAAUAAACAGGUUGUGCUUUUCUGGAAAUGCCUAAUGCCAGUCAAAUCCAGAAUACAGUCAUAUGCAUCCAGUUAUAGAUACAGAAAUAGACAUGUCUGUAUGUACAAGAACGUGUUCCGUAAAAUCUUGAGUAUAAUGUGCACCUAUGUAUAAUGUACGUCUGCCUUUUAAAGGUCAAAAUUCUUGAAUAAACUAAACUCCUAUCAAUAAUGCACACCCCCAUUAUACUCGAGAUUUUAAGGUAUGCAGAGGAAGGAAGGGGCUUGCGCCUGCCACCGGACCCCCUGCGCAGCUGAGCUCACGCCUGCUGCGGGGUCCUGCUGCCCAGCUGAGUUCGUGCCUGCUGGGGGUGGGGUCUCCCCUGCCCAGCUGCCGGCACGCCGAGCUUGCACCUGCCGGACCCUCUGCCCCAGCCCCACACCCCGCCCAGCUCAUGCCUGCCGACGGUGAGCUUAAAACUUUAAAAAAAAACCUUCUAUGGAUAACGCGCACGCCGACUUUGACGUUUAAAAAAGGGGAAAAAAUGCACACUAUACUUGCGACUUUACAGUAUUUUGGGCCAUCAGCCAAGUGAUGUAGCUUAGGAAAAAAGUCUUCUGUGGGCAGGUUAAUGCAUAACAGUCCUUGACAGCCGUUCUUAGGGUAUGUCUACACUACAAAGUUAGUUCGAACUAACAGACGAUAGUUCGAAUUAACUUGCA
Pelodiscus sinensis (Chinese soft-shelled turtle) is the source of this 3203-nucleotide messenger RNA. It is a transcript of the gene KCNJ16, whose product is annotated as potassium inwardly rectifying channel subfamily J member 16. Gene Ontology annotation, biological process: regulation of monoatomic ion transmembrane transport; potassium ion import across plasma membrane. The record is from RefSeq and is a predicted model, not a curated record. Lineage: Eukaryota; Metazoa; Chordata; Testudines; Trionychidae. Gene Ontology annotation, cellular component: plasma membrane. Gene Ontology annotation, molecular function: inward rectifier potassium channel activity.